This is a messenger RNA of Dermacentor silvarum, 9458 nucleotides long. RefSeq names its product neutral ceramidase (gene CDase). NCBI's taxonomy places the organism in Eukaryota, Metazoa, Arthropoda, Arachnida, Ixodida, Ixodidae. Gene Ontology annotation, biological process: long-chain fatty acid biosynthetic process; sphingosine biosynthetic process; ceramide catabolic process. Bases 275 to 2350 code for a protein of 691 amino acids. The record is from RefSeq and is a predicted model, not a curated record. Gene Ontology annotation, cellular component: extracellular region. The transcript has 18 exons. Gene Ontology annotation, molecular function: N-acylsphingosine amidohydrolase activity.
GCUCAAAGAAGCCCGGUCGCGGGAGGGAUCGCGCGCGCUGCGGCUGUUUGCGUGGCAGCCGCCAGGGGACGCCACAGCCGGCGGCGUCACUCGUAUCGUUCCAUAAAAAUUACCCUUUCCGCGAAACCCGCCUGGCGGGAACGAAGACCUCGUCCGGCGGGCGCGGGAGGGCUGCUCACUUUUAAAUUCGUCGUGUAACCUGGAUCGCGAGCCUCGCCGCUGCCAGCCGCGCCGCUGCCUCCGCUGGAGCACGCCGUGGGGAUCAGACACCGCCAUGUGGAACUACGUCUUCCUCUGUCUUCUCUUCCUCGUCCGGAUCAUCGGAGGCUUGGACCGCGAGGAGUACGAAUUCGGCUUUGGCAUCGCAGACAUCACCGGUCCGGCGGCUGAAAUUGGCAUGUUGGGCUACGCCAAAACUGGACAGUCUUCAGCCGGCAUCCACUUCCGUGUGUACAGCAGGGCGUUCAUCAUAAAACAUGGCGAGUCCAGGGUAGUCAUCGUGAACGUCGACUCCGGCAUGAUUGGCGACAUCGUCAAAAUGGAGGUGGUGAAGCGUCUGCAGGACAAGUACGGCUCGUCGCUCUAUAGCGAGGAGAACAUUCUGCUGACGGCCACGCACACGCACGCGUCGGUGGGCGGCUUCAUGCAGUACCUGCUCUAUAACAUCCACACCCAGGGCUUCAUCCGCCAGGUGGCUGACGUACAAAUCGACGGCAUAUGCAGGAGUAUCGACCAAGCACACGAGAGCCUUCGGAGGGGCUACAUCUACUGGAGCGAAGGCGAGCUCCUGCACGCCAACAUCAACCGCAGUCCUCACGCCUACGACGCAAACCCACCCGAGGAGAGGGCCAAGUACAAGAACAACACGGACACGAAGAUGCUGCUUCUCAAGUUCACAGAUCUCCAGAACAACCCAGUAGCGAUGAUAAAUUGGUUCGCCGUUCACCCUACCAGCAUGAACAACAGUAACCUACUUAUCAGCGGUGACAACAAGGGAUACGCUGAGCUCAUGUUCGAAUACACGAUGAACAAGAAUCUUCCCGGAAAGGGUCCGUUCAUCGCUGCAUUUGCCCAAUCCAACGAGGGCGACGUGUCCCCGAACCUGAAAGGGCCACGUUGCAUCGACACGGGCCUGCCCUGCGAUUUCGAGAAAUCUACUUGCAACGGCCGGACUGAGAAAUGCAUCGCUUUUGGUCCCGGUAAAGACAUGUUUGAAAGCACAAAGAUUCUGGGUGAACGGCAGCUCCAAAAGGCAUUGGACCUGUUCCACUCGGCCUCACGAAAGCUCUCCGGCACGGUUGGAUUCGCGUACCAGAGGGCGAACAUGGGGAAGUACGAAGUCGGCGACAACGAAGCGGAUCCGAUCACAACAUGUACUGCAGCGUUGGGCUACAGCUUUGCAGCAGGAACGACUGACGGACCGGGCCAGUUUGACUUCACGCAGUCAACGACGAAAUCCACGCCGUUCUGGAAUUUCGUUCGUGACUUCAUCGCGGCGCCGUCGAAGGAGGCCAUCAAAUGCCAUCAUCCGAAGCCCAUCUUGCUCCCCGUUGGCGAGAUGAACUUUCCAUACCCUUGGGUUGCCAGCAUCGUUCCUACUCAAAUUCUGAAAGUCGGCCAGCUGUAUAUUAUUGCGGCUCCUGGAGAGUUCACCACCAUGUCUGGCAGACGACUUCGCGCUACUGUCGAAAGGGUCGUGAAGAUGAAGGACCCCGAUGCCAUGGUCGUCCUGGCCGGUCUCUCCAACACGUACACGCAUUACGUGGCCACGUACGAGGAGUACCAGGUACAGCGCUACGAGGGAGCGUCCACGCUAUACGGGCCGCAUACUUUGCUGGCCUACCAAAAGCAAUUCGAAGGUCUGGCUGUGAGCCUGACGACCAACACGAGCCGACCUAUUGGGCCUCCUCUGCCUAACCUGCUCUCUAAGCAGGUGUCUUUCAAGACAGGCGUCGUCUUCGACGGUGCCCCGCUGGGAAAAGUGUUUGGCCAGGUGCUGUCCGACGCCAAGGCUGCUUACAACAGGGGAGAACGAGUCUUUGUGACGUUUGUGUCUGGUCAUCCAAGAAACAACUUGAUGCUGGAGAGCACGUACCUGACCGUGGAAAAGCUGAACCCUGAUGGAGAGUCAUGGACAGUUAUAGCCACGGACGGCAACUGGGAAACAAGGUUCUACUGGCGCCGCACUUCGGCCAUCCUGGGGCACAGCGAGGCGACAGUUAUGUGGGAAAUCCCGCAAGAUGCGGCACCUGGUGUUUACAGGAUCCGGCACUUCGGUCACAGCAAGAACAUUUUGCAGGUGGUUACCCCUUACGAGGGCAGCAGUAGUCGUUUCAAAGUGAACCCCUAGCAUCCGGCCAGGAAGAAGCGGAAAAACAGUUGCGCAGGAAGUCGUCGCGGUGCCGCUCCUUGUACACAAAAUUGCUCAAUUGAAGCGCGACGCCGCCGACUGUCCCGGUCCCUGCGCAACUCUUUCUGCUCAGCGCCUUCGGAGCGCAUUCCUGCCCGCCUACUGAAUAUCAAAUGCUGCAAGCAUUACUUGUCAUCCUUCGACGUCGGUGGCCCACGGUCUUCGACAUCGAACCACAGACGGAAGCCGCCGGAGUUCACUGGUGUGAGCAGCGCUCAUUCGUCGUCGUGGGAUCAAGCACUCAUCGAGCCUACGGCUGCAAAAACUGAGGAGAAGCAACUUGACUCCGCCUCGCGCAAAGGAUCGCAAUAUGCUCGCAAUGCUGCUCAAAUGAACUCAUCUGACAGUGUCAUCCAUCACACGUACCAUCACUCGCCAAGUGACAAUAAUGGUGGGCAAUUAUCAUCGUCUUCCGAUCACUUUCCACAUCAUUCAUCGCAGAAGAAUAGUCAUCGCAAGGUUGCCUCGCCGUCUAUGAAUAAUGGGAAUAAUUAUGGUAAUGGUGGCACUGCGGGAGGCCGCGCACCAAGUGUCAGCGGCAAAAAGCAAAAGUACACUUUCACGUCCGGGGAAGCACCUGCUACAGUACCUUGGGGCGUGUCAAGCGGCUACCACACGCGUCCCUCUAUUCGGUUCAGUGCUCGGCACCAGCUUCCCUCACCUGCGGAGCGUCGCCAAGUCUUGUCCGCUCUGAUUAAGCACCCGCUUCACAUAUUCAGCUAUCGCGAUCGGAAGCUGCCGUUUCAUCUGCGAAACCGCCACCGUGUUGCCUCAAACAUCCAAGACACUCUUCGCGCCUUGUCCUCGACCCGUCACCAUUGGACAGAUCGGGACGACGUGAGGCUGGACUUCUCCGCUUCAGAGCGCAGACGCUCCAUCGUCCGACUUCCCGCCUCUCAAAGAGCAGUGGCCAUGGGACGAGAAGUGCUGGCACGGCGUCUAGCGCAUGGGCGUUUGCCAGCAACGCUUGACAAACUCCGAAUGUUUCAUAGGAUUCAGGGUAUAUCACUUUCUCUCGCAGACGGCCAGCGCCCAUGAACCACGGUAAAAAGUAAUGGACCGCGGUUUUUCGAAGCUACGGCCGGGAAGCUUCGAAAACGUCAAAGCGGCUGUAUUGCAUGUGAUUUUUUUUCUGAGCCACCUUGCAUCGCUAGUUAUCUGGUCACGGUACAAAGGCUGGAACGAGAUGAUCUAUAGUAUGCUGCCAAAUAUAUUAUUUUUAUUUUUGCCAUUUUCUUCCGCAAAUAGAGUUUAGCUCUUACCUAAGGUGUGAGGAUUACCAUGGCUCGUGUAAGGUCGCCUUGAAGCCCCAUCGUUAUUCUUGAUUUAGAGAGUAACUUCGAGCGGAAUGAGAGAGAGGGUAAGAAACGUGUUAGAGCUAGCGAGAGCUCUCUGUCCACGAGAGUGAUCUAAUGAGCGCUCUCCGUUCGCUUGUAUGUAUUUUUUUCCGUGCAGGUAGCUCAAGCUUACCUCACCUUACCGUAUACUGACAUUUUCAUGUAAGAAGCCGCUUGAUGCUUUGCUUUUCACCACAGCCUCAAUUUUAGGUUGAUCUCGCUUUUGGACAAAUGCAACUUUUCUGGCAUUAUUAUUUCACUUGUAUAGUAGCAGGUAGAAUAAUUCAAAGCGGGAUGUUUCCAUGCACGCUCACGCUUUUGGCUUUUUUUUUCUGUACAACUUAAAGCGAACUGAAGUUAAGUAUUCUGCAUGACACCCCUGACAACUAAAGUCCUUUGAAGUAAACCACUUUACGUUAAACCACUUUCCACUUUCCUUGUGAAAAUGAGUUCCGCCGCUGACGCGCGGUACAGCGCAGCAAAACGCAUGGCGCUACUUUUUAAACUGAAACUGACAAAACGUUAAAAAAAUUGUGUAUCUAGUCAGUGCAAAGUAAAUAGAAAAAUGGGUUAACUAAUUUUAGUCUUCUCACAGCAUUAUGACAGUUUUAAGGUUAGCCUCGCCUACGGCCCGGAACUGCCAAUGCAACCAUACGAAUCAUGCUCCCCCAUGUAUGCCGAAUGCGGACGAAGCCUAUAGCGUGACGAAGCUGCCAACGUCCAAUAUGACUCGACGGUGGCGAUAAUAAUUGUGGCAACAGCUAUGACUGUUUGAGAGCAUCACUGUAGUAAAAAUUCACUGCUAGACGAAUUGCUUCACUGAUAAGCAUAAAAUGUUUUUUUUUUUUCAAGCACUAAAACAAUAAAUAAGGCACCAUUUCUCACGACGUUACACCCUUAAGCCCAUAAAUGAGUUCGUAUAUCUCCCUUUCCGCAAGGGGCCUUUACAAAGAAGGACAUACUCAUUUGUAGUGUGUCACCCUGCGUUAACGCCUGUCCAGUAGAUGUUCCCUAGUUCAAAGGCCUUUGGCGGGCUCUUGUGUCAGGAGUAUGAGUUGUCAUUCGGUUCUGACUUCCUACUGACUUACUUUUGUUUAUAAUGUGACGGAGAAGUACUGGCUCCUAUUGUGAAAGGUGGUCGUGAAGUUUAUUCGCUAAAUCAUGGUAGAGUUUUACUUAAUCAUCUGAAUGUUGCUAAACUUUAACAAGAAUUAGCAGUUAAUAUCUAAUCUUUUACAUGACAAGCUCAGUACUUAACAAAGGCAGUUCUUGGCAUGGAAGACGAGUGAAUAAAUUGUGAGUUGUGCUUAUACCGUUCUCUUCCUGACGCCAUGCUAUGAUUCCUGCUUUAACGAUGGGUCGACUACCGUUUGCAUUCCUACUUGCCAUUAUAAUGUGCCAUUGGUUGCACUGCCAUCUAACGCCACGUAGCUUUUUUUUUUUUUCGUGACUUGAUGAACUGACGCCGAUAUUGAUACGUUUGCAAUAGGCAUUGAUCACGUGUUAGCGGAAAAUCUAACGGCUUUAAAUUUAACGUUAUUUUAAAACUCGCAGCUUACAGCAGGGUGACUCGGGAUUAUGAGAAAGAUAUGGCUAAGAUUCCACGCUUCUCCGGCGUAUGCAAUCAUUGCCGUUCGUUAUAUAAAACAUGCGUUGUAUGUGUAAUCAUAUGCAGACCUGUAUGGUCUCGAUAUGAGACUGGCAGUAUUGUAAAUAAAUAAAUAAAAAUUCCACUUGGUACGACCAUUGGUAAUCCUUAAAUUACUUCACGUGAGUCAAAGUAUAAACAGAUAUCUUCGAAAAUUAUAGAUAUGAUUAAUUCAUUUUUAUACUAUGAUACCUGAAAAGAUGUCACCGAAUAUUUUUUGCUUCAGUGUCACGUAUAUAGAAGCGGAGAAAAGUAAAAUUUACUUUUAGUCGAAAGUCCUUGUAGUGUGUGACAAAAGCGUUGUGUGCCAAAGGCACAUUGUUGUCCCCCGCACCCCGUGUUCUUAUUAUCCUUAAAGAUUACUUGCAACACGGGUUUUGUCAGCAAUUGUCGUUACGGCUAUUUUAAGGGUGAAAAAUAAACUUACGUACGCGCUAGCCCUAACUUAACCAGGUGCACCGGGGUCAUAACGGUGGUAUACCACCGAUAUGAACACGUAUACGUGGUGGUUAUUGCAAAACUGAUGUGGGGAAACCCACUGGGCUCGAAACCCACUAUGUCUGUGAUUGUGUUUGUGUGCAAUCUUCGUUGCCGAUCUGCUUCUAUCAGCCCAAGAAAACAUUAGUAAGGAUCGAAUAUCUUUGGGAAACAAAAAAAGUUAUUUCUAAUCGGUUUAUUUUUUGUUUAAACGCUCUGCGUCCUUACUAUUAAUUGUGCAUACGCGCUAACGUAUACAAUGCGCAAUAGGCGUUCGGAAAAGGACCUUGAAACAUUUAUCUCCUCUGGGGUAACGUGCAAAAUGAUGUUAACAUGCCGGCAGUGAGCAAUAGUACAUUGGGUCUAGUGCUUAUUCUGCGAACACGAAAGAAGCGGAGCGAACGAUGUCCGCCUGCCAUUUAAUUUGGCAUGGACACUAUGGGUAUACAAUGGCAAACAGACGCAUGCUACUGUGAUUCUCGUAAGAUUAAUCUCCAACGCUUGUUUGAAACAGGUGGACGCAAGCGGUACAAACGUAUGUAUGCAUACGCGCAGUUGGGCAUUUAUAUGAUAGUGUAUCAUGAUCUGGCAAAAAACAGCAACAAAAGACGUACCUUUAUUACUGAAAGCGCGAUGAUGAUGGCAGAAGCGAAGUUUCCUAUGUCGGGUCAUAAGUAUACAGGGUGUGUUAUGCGAGAGGUGUUUUAUAGCCCACUGCAACAGCACGAUAUAUCAUCGCUAACGACGACAUUGUAAAAAGUUAAAGUUGGUGUCUGUUGUUUUAGAAAUGCAAGCGAUUGCUGGAGGUCGUGCUGGCAUAAAAAAGAAGAAAAAAACGAAAUAACGCGCGCGCCGACGGGGCCUACUUAGGCAACAAUCGAAGCUCCUGCAAAGUGCUUCCUUGUGUUGUUUUUUUGUUCGCUUCGCCAGUGAUAGGCUUGCAAGGACUGCUUUCAUUAUGUUCGGUUGACAAGGGAUAAAGCUCACUUCAUAAAAUGUCGUAAUGCAGCUAGGUAACAAAGCUAAUAACACCUCUUUCAACAUCGCUGUGGUCCUUUCUUCUCGGACCUGUGAUGCAGACGGUUCCUUGGCUCCCGCCUCAGGUCAGUGAUGAAUGGACGGACCUUCCAGUUCAGUAAAAUUCUCUGCGGGAGCGUAUCGUGUUUCUUAUACAGAACCCUUUACUUUAUCUUUAUUUCUCUCAGUGCAUUACGAUUUAAUUUAUAACAAGAAACGAAUUACUGUCAAUGAGAUCUCGCGAAAUCUUAUCCGAAACUGUCGCAUAGAUGCAACUAAUUAGUCUUUUGUAAAAUACAGCCGAGAUUUGUUUUAUAUAUAUAUAUAUAUACUGUAAGUACCUUUGUUGUACUCGCUAGGCGAAUUUCGCCUUUGCAACGCUCCAUUCUUGUAAUGUCGACGUUCAAGGCAGUGCUGCAUUUAGGAUUCUAAGUAUUCAUCCAGCAGUUUCUCUAAUGGAUAACCCAAUAACUAGGAUGAGUCAGCUAAAGCUUUAUUGCCAAACUUACGUCAAAUGUUGGGAUUGAAGAGUUUGGGCAAUCAUUAUCCAAGACCAGCGCUAUUGCAACAUAAAAGAAGGAGCCCGUGUUCCUAGGCCUUGAAUGCCAAAACCCAUUCGAGUUCCCCUGACAAUGCAAUUUAGAGGACAUAGUUCACUAUGCGACUUUCGCCCUACCACCCCCCCCCCCUCCCCUAUUUAACGUGACCGCUGCUGCGUUUGUGUCAUCGUACUCCUAAUGGUACCCUGAGUUCACAUUGCACAUGUGCAUGGAAAGGCCGCAGCGACCUCUGUUUACAUGAUGCUGAGCAAGUGCUUAUGUAACAACGGUGACAGAUAUGCGUGAAGUUUAACAUCUGGCUGAUCUUCACUAUAUGUGCACCGUACUUAAACCUUGCGGGCAGCCCGCCGGUACAUUGUAAUCAGUUCAGGUGCUCGGGAUGGUACGGCGUCGCGCGCCAGUAUUCACACGUCGGCAUUUCCUUGUCGCAUCGAUGCUGAAACAUUUCUGCACCAUAUGUUUUAGUGAUAUUGGUCGAUAGGCGAUAUUGAAGUGUGUUCUCUGUAUGACAAUUUUGUGAAAUGGGCUCGUUUCCUAACUACGGCCUUGAACACUGUAAUAGACGCAUAUGAUGCAAAGCAAGCGAGAGAAAGUUGACGCAUUCAAGCUAAUUAUCACACUUGCACUGUACUUAAUGUUUAUUACUAAUGUCCGCCUAACCAAUAACAGUUCCACUGCGGUGACGAUGAAAUUUUCGCAGCCGCUAAGUAUUCAAGAAUGUAUCUGCAUUUGCUAAAUGUUCACCUUUACGAAAGCUUCAAAAUGAGUGAGAGCGCGGCUAGAAAGCUUUGUUUCCUGAGACAGUUGGGUCUCGAGAAUAAACUGAGCAUCGACCGAUGCGUUGACAAAAGAAGCUUCAAGGAUAAGUGUAUAAUUAGGUUCAAGUAUUGUCUGUGUACACAUACUCUGAACAAUAGUUACUUGUAAAUAUAUGUGCAUCGAAGCUUCCUUCUUGAAAGUCUAAAGUAAUCAUUGCAAGAACAAAGUAUAGGACUAGUUUCAGUUGUUUCUGUGUUGCCGUAUGUAUAACCAAAGCAUAUGUGCUAACUGCUUUCGCAGUAAACACUGUGAGCUAAGUCUAGCUCUUCUGGGUAUGCUGGCGCUACUGUGCUGAUGGUUCAGUAGUGUGCUUGUAUAUUUUUGAUGAAUUGUGCAUAUAUUUCUGACCGUGCAAGGGUGCCGGCUUUUACAUUCGAGCAGUUUAUAUUUUCUUGGCUUUGUAAUCUGUGCUGUGCGCAGGAAAAGGAAAAAGCCACUGUUAUUUUUGUUUUCAAAUAAAAGAACAAAAAAAGGAAACAUGCCUGCUACAAUCUGGUCAUCAGUGGGCGUGUUUUUCCUUGAUGUGUGUCGUUUUUUUUUUUCUUUGAGCGGCCGUAUUCAGUAUCCGGAUCUUCCUGGUGCGUGAGCUCGCUUCCUGGUCCGGUUAAUGCCACGAAGAGUUUUUCUGCACGGUACAGCAAACACUUUCAGGUGACAUGUGUCGCCUCUGAGUACUUACAACGUCCUAGUUGAGCUUCGAGCGUAGCACCCAUCCUUUGUCACCGGCCGUGAAGAAACGGCAGAACAUUCAGCGCUACACUUGUUGUGCCUGUGUAUCUCUUAUGAGGAGUUUUACUUUCGUGCAAGAAAGCGUUGAUUUCGCAUAUCUGAACGUGUGUACGUGUAUAAGUAUCUGCUAUGCAAGUUAACAUUGCGGGGCGUAUACUGUUGCUCAUUACUCGGAAAGCAACACUUGUACCUGCUUAUUAUAUUGUGUCGAUGCACUGUGAAUCAAUUGCUAUGUUUCUGUCGCGAAUUACCGCUCUGUUAUGGCUGUUCAUGAGGUGUGACCCACGCAUGUUAGCGUAAACAUGUGGACCCUGUGAUCCCUAAUGAGUGAACUGAAGUGUAUAUGUUCAAUUGUUAGAGGCGGAUAUUGCGUGUGUGUUUAACCGACCGCUUAUUUCUAUCGAAUUUUUUAAAGGGAGCCUGGUAUCAAUAAAGCAUAUAUUUUGUUUUUGUUAUAACUG